Molecule: messenger RNA, 997 nt
Organism: Caenorhabditis sp. 36 PRJEB53466
Lineage: Eukaryota; Metazoa; Nematoda; Chromadorea; Rhabditida; Rhabditidae
Source: the annotation of a GenBank genome assembly
AUGGCGUCGGAUCUCGAAGGAUCGGAUCCGGUCCCGCCGCCGACAGAGUAUGGCAAGAAGUCGUGGAAUCUGGAGGAGAGCAUCCAGCGGAUCAAAGAGCGAAUAAGCAAUCUGAUGAUAUCGGAGAGCGACGACGAGGGACUGCUAAGACUGAGUUUUGAUGGUAAUGAUCGGCAGCGGCAGGUGAGAAUGAGAAUUCGAAGCAUGUAUGAGACGUUUGGCAAAGGGGGAAACCGAUAAGAAGCGGUGGGGCUGCGACUCGCGGAAUCCGCAUUCCUCAUUCCUCAUUCCGCAAAAUCAUUGUUCACUUUCAACUCAUCUUGCGCGCCGGAACAUACAGAUUUUUGUAGUUGAAACCAUAAAAGUUGAUUUCUGUUCCGUAUUUGCAUUCCACAAACGUUCAUUUUCACAUUUUCCAGAGGUCGCCGUCCUCUCCUCGCCCAUUCGCUCUUUCUCGCACUCUUUCGGACCCAUCGUGGAUAAUACCGUUCCCGGAGGACGGAAACGUGAGCCAUGCUUCUAGCUGUCUAUCUUCUUCUUCUUCUUCUUCUUCUUCAUCUCUCUUUCCUUUUCCCCCUUGUCCCGCGCAUCGUCUCCCGAUUCCAGUUCAUCUGUCACAAGUGCCACAGAGACCAACACAGUGGGUUCCAACUCUGCGAGCACCUGAUCAUCUUCCACAGUCCGAGCAAAAAACGCAUCUGGAGGUGUUCCUUCUGUGCCACGCAGUUUGGACGGCGUGGCGGACUACGGAGGCACGUUCAGAUGGUGCAUAUGAAGGUGCUACACCAGUGCACGUUUCCCGGUUGCAAUCAUCCCGGAUACAAGUGCACUAAGGUACGAGCCGGAGGGGACCAAAUGAAUAAUAGUUGUUUUUUUUCAGGCUUUGAGUGCUCACAUCAAGUCUCAUCACAGCAAGUUUUUGUGUGAUAAGUGCAACGAAAAAUUUCUUAUUAAAAACGAAUUGCUCACGCAUACCCGAACUCAUCACCCGAACUAG